CAUAAUAUAUCAGUCAGUUGCUUUUAAACGUUUACACUGGCUAGAAGUGUCUUAUUCGCACGUUUAAACGUUAAGAGCUAAAACGUAUUAUUUACGAUUUAAAAUAUUUCUAUACGUUUCAUUUGCAAUGAAUUUAUUAAAAUGUUCCGUCGGUUGCCGGUCACUAGUGCGUUUGGUACACGAGAACUCAGAUCCGGAAUAUCCUCAGUAUACAAGCUUUUUAUCGAGGCUGAAAACAUUCGAUUCACACGCGCCUCGAUCGCGUCAAGAUAAAUAUUCGCUGGCUGAAUGCGGAUUCACUUACACCGGAACAGGCGACUUGGUUCAAUGUCACUACUGCGGCAUAUUGUUGGGGCAGUGGGAGGAAAACGACGAAGUUUGGCAGCAACACGCCGUGCACAACCCUAAAUGUGUAUUUGUAUUAUUAUAUAAAGGGAUGGAAUUUAUUGAGAAUGUAAAAAAUGAAUUAAAUAACAAAAGUAGUGAUAAUAGCGGCAUUCGAGCCUGUAGUUGUAAAUCAGAACCGUAUGAUGUUGAUAAUAAUAAUAAUAAUAGUCGAGCCCAUAUAUGUAAAUCUGAAUCGUUUGAUGUCGUCGGGUGACCUGCAGCACUACCUAUGUUCAUUAUAACACAAUAACCUAUUUGAUAUAUGUAUAUAUUGUUAUGGACUAUCCUAAGAUGUCCACACAAAUAAAAUAACAAACACUUCGGACUGGUUAACUUUCUGUAUUUGGUAUUAAGAAGUAAAACGUACAACUAUGUUACCUAAUGAAA
Messenger RNA from Metopolophium dirhodum (rose-grain aphid), 774 nucleotides. RefSeq names its product death-associated inhibitor of apoptosis 1-like. Gene Ontology annotation, cellular component: nucleus; cytoplasm; spindle microtubule. Gene Ontology annotation, biological process: regulation of cell cycle. NCBI's taxonomy places the organism in Eukaryota, Metazoa, Arthropoda, Insecta, Hemiptera, Aphididae. Bases 128 to 601 code for a protein of 157 amino acids. The transcript has 2 exons. The record is from RefSeq and is a predicted model, not a curated record.